AAAAUAGCGAGGACUCACUUAACUGAAAAAUUGAAAAUAAAAAGAGAAAAAUUAAAAGCAGAGAAGAUGGCUCGCGGGGGCCGCUUUGAAGAGAGAGAAAAACAGAAAAAGAAAUUCAAUUCCAAAGAAAAGAAAAGAACAUUAGAGAGAGGAAAAAAGAGGCUAAGGCCAUGAGAGACACGAAAAUGGUGGUCGAAGAGAGGAGGAUCCUCUGGGAUCAUCCUUGGAAAGGGCAGUAAUUGAAAAAAAAAUAUAUCUUCAUUGCUAGAGUUAUUGCAAAGUUUAAAUUUUUCUUUGCUGCCUUUGUGUCUCAGCUCAUCAACUCACCGUCGCCACCCCCACCCCCACCUUUUCUUUUUGUUUGUUUUGAUAUUUGCAUUUUUGCCACCACCUUCAAAAGAGAGACCUUAGUCAUUUUUUGUGGAUAUUUUCAGCUGCUGUUGUUGAGUUGAGACACAAUAGGAGGGAAGAUCUUUUUUUUUCAGAGGACUAUGUACAUUUCAACGAAAAGGGUGCUGUGAAAUCAAUUUAAUAAAAAGGAAUGAAAGACCCUGAUGUUAUCAUCACUGGAAGCAAAGUCUUUGGAUUUGAAAUUACAGUGACAUUAAGAUAGGUUUUCCAUCGUAGUCAGGAAAUUUAUUUCGCGUUUGCAGAACAAAAUAUAGUUGUUUUUUUGUUGUUUGUAUUGGUUUGAAGGGGUUGUUUAACAUAAAAAAACCUGGCGAUUUUGAAUACCAUCCACUACUGCAUUUGGUUCGUCAAGAAAUGGUGGGUAGAUGGACCCCUAUUGGAUUCGGUUUACUGCUCUUCUUGGUUUUGAUUGUGAGUGUUAAAAUUCAAGGGUCUUGGUCUCUCAAUGCGGAUGGAUUGGCUCUGUGGGAAUUCCGGACAAGGGUGAAUGAGGAUCCUUAUGGUGCCUUUACCUAUUGGAGUCAAAAUGAUCGCACUCCUUGCUUGUGGUUUGGUGUUCAUUGUCACAACGGUAAAGUGAUAAUGCUGGAUUUGAAAGAGCUGUAUUUGGAAGGAACAUUAGCUCCUGAGCUUGGGAAGCUUAGAAACUUAAAAAUUCUUAUACUCAACAAAAACCGUUUCUCUGGUGCCAUUCCAAAAGAGUUUGGAGAACUUACAAAGCUGGAGCUUUUGGAUUUGAGGAAUAAUAAGUUGAGUGGAACAAUUCCAGUGGAAGUAGGCAGGAUGCCGUCACUAAAACGCGUGUUGCUUUGCAAUAAUAACUUUGAAGGCAGCAUUCCUCUGGAACUCACAAAGCUGAACUUACUCACUGAACUGCAAUGUGAUGAAAAUCUUACAUCUUCUGUUUUUGCUGGAAAUGGAUGUGUAAAUAGGAAGUUUAGACAAUGGUUGAAGCUUGGAAAGGACUCUCUGGAUACUCAUGGAGAUCGUUGCUGCACUUACCUGCCUGGUUCAUCUGAGACACAUAUGGUUUGGUAUAUGCAGAAUCUUGUCAAUAUUGCACGUCGUAAGCUAUACGACCAGUCCAGCAACCUCCCUGCUGCACCUGCCAUUGGUGGGCCUUCUUCCGACCAAAUCAUUGCUCUUCCAACUGCCCGAAGUAGUGGAACUUUUCCUGCUGUACCAAAUGCCAAAAAGAAACAAUAUCCUUCACCUGCACCGCAGCCUUCAGAUGCUGGUGAAGGUUCUCCCUCUCCGAGUGAUAUGACAACUAAUCAGCCUUCCUCGAGCCUUCUGUCUCCAUCGACCACUACAGGAUCUUCACAUUCCAGUGGGAGUGUAUGGAGGUUUGUUUAUAUUGUUCCUAGUGGAGCAGCUUUAUUCAUAUUUGCUGCUGCCAUGUUCUUCAUGUGCCGUACCCAAGCAGUAAAAACGGUCCGUCCGUGGAAGAUUGGACUAAGUGCACAGUUGCAGAAAGCAUUUAUUACAGGGGUUCCAAAGCUUAAUCGAUCAGAGCUGGAUACAGCUUGUGAAGAUUUCAGUAAUAUUAUUGACACCAUUGACGGUUGCAUUAUGUACAAGGGAACACUUUCCAAUGGCGUUGAGAUAGUCGUUGCAUCAACCACAAUCACUUCUUCCAAAGACUGGCCAAAGUGCUCACAGAUGUUUUACCAGAAACAGAUAGGUACAUUGUCACGGAUUAACCAUAAGAACUUUGUCAAUCUCAUUGGCUACUGUGAGGAGGAUGAACCUUUCUAUAGGAUGAUGGUUUUUGAAUAUGCUCCAAAUGGGACUCUCUUUGAGCAUCUACACAUUGAAGGAAUGGAACAUCUUGACUGGAAUGCAAGAAUGAGGAUUAUUAUGGGAACAGCUUAUUCUCUUCAGUACAUGCACCAUGAUCUGGAUCCACCGGUAGCACAUGCCAAUUUAACUUCAAGUUGUGUCUUUUUGACAGACGAUUAUGCCGCUAAGGUAGCAGAGACAACUUUUUCUUCACAAACUGUACUCCAGUCAAAGGUCUCAGGUGAAGUUAAUGAAGGGAAAUCUGAAUUGCCGCCUCAGUCUGAUCCAGAAACUAACAUAUACAGCUUUGGCAUAUUAUUGCUUGAACUCCUUUCUGGAAAGCUCCCAUACUCAGAUGAACACGGGUCGAUAGAGCGAUGGGCUGCUGAAUAUUUGGAUGACAAGGAGAGCUUCAGCUACUUGGUUGAUCCAAUCCUCACCUCUUUCAAAGACGAUGAACUUAAUGUCAUCUGUGAUGUAAUCAAGGACUGCAUCCAACCAAAUCCUCAGCAUAGACCAACGAUGAGGGAUAUUGUCGCCAAAUUAAGGAAAGUGAUUAACAUCUCACCUGAUCAAGCCACCCCAAGACUUUCUCCCCUCUGGUGGGCUGAACUUGAGAUCCUAUCCGCAGAGGCAACUUAAGUUCUGUCUUCUCUCUUCUCUCUUCUCUGUGCUGUAAAAAUCUCCAAUUAACUUUGAGUCUAAAUACAAACAGUAGCUUUUUACGCAGCAAUCCCACCGACACAAACAUCGCUGCCAAUUCUUGUUUAUCAAUCUUUUCUGGUCUUCAUGAUUUCAUAUAUACAUAUAACAUAUUAUAUAACGUCCUAUGAUUAAUUCAUUCUUUUCCAUCUCCAUUUCUUCCCUCCAUUUCUGUAUAGCUUUCCAUUAGAGUAAGUGUGAUCAGUUUGUGCUCCUUGUAUAUACUAGGCAUAUGUAUUUUGUGUGACGUAAAGAACUAAGCACCGGGAUUGAAGUUUAAUAUAGGUAAUAAUGAUAAUGUGUUUAAGUG
Molecule: messenger RNA, 3205 nt
Organism: Mangifera indica (mango)
Lineage: Eukaryota; Viridiplantae; Streptophyta; Magnoliopsida; Sapindales; Anacardiaceae
Product: protein MALE DISCOVERER 2-like
Exons: 13
Coding region: 766-2835 (689 amino acids)
Biological process (GO): protein phosphorylation
Molecular function (GO): protein binding; ATP binding; protein kinase activity
Source: RefSeq, a predicted model, not a curated record